AUAAAAUAUUAACCUGUUUAUCCGAGUAUGCCGUGUGCUAUCAUUUCAUUGUAAUAACUUAUACUGACUGUAAUGUAGAAAUAAAGUUAAAGACACGUUAGAAAUACAUGAGCAUGUCUGCGGACUCAUUAAAGGUUUCUGGAGCGACAGCUGGAAAUGAAGAGCAUGGAGCUGGAAAGAAUAAAAGGAACCUUAACAUACCAUCUUUGGGGAACCAACCGGAUGAUGAUAUGGAAAUGUCCCCGUUGACUGUCGAGAAAAACACCGUUGAGAAAACUGCUCAGAACGACAAGAGGAAACUUCAUCGGAAAGUUUAUAUAGUAAACGUAGUACUCCUCACAUCAGUCGUUGUGCUUCUAGUGAUAGUUAUAUACCUGGCAACAGUCAAGCAGCCAUCGCAGCGAUGUAACUACGCAGAUAGUGAUUACGUCAAACCUAGAAACUGGAAAGAUCCCGAACCUCAUGAUGAUCUUUCUCCGGAAGAGUUCUCUGCUGUUCGCAACUUCAUGAUCAAAACAAAGUCACUUGGUAUAACACCAUUUGAGGAAGCAACGGUUAACAGUAGUUAUAUAUUGACAAUUGAUCUGUUCUUGCCCAGGAAAGCUGAAGUUAUAGAGUACUUAGAUAGGGGAGGAAGAAAGCCACAAAGAAAAGCUCUAGUUGUGGUUAUUCGUGGUGACACUGAACCUCCAAAGAUCGAAGAGUAUAUUGUUUCGCCUUUACCGACGCCUACAACGGCCGAACCAUACCGAAAUCCUUCAUAUAAACAAUUUCCAAUACCAUUUACGAGCCGACCUAUGGACGAUGUUAAUUAUAUUCCAUUCUAUAAUGUUGUGAUUUAUGAUGCUAUGGAGCAGAUGUACCCACUGCUGAUUGAAAGCUAUGGUCGAGGAUACCAUAACUGCACUACAAAAGCAAAUUGUCUCAUUCCCUUUGACACUGCCCCACGUGGAAGGAAGUCGGGGGACCGUAAAACAUGGGUGUGGCUUUUUGCAGCAGAAGAUGGCUUUUAUAUUCAUCCACUUGGACUUGAAUUCUUUAUUGACCAUAAAUCUACUGAUACCAGUGAAUGGCAUGUAGAGAUGGUUGUUUAUAAUGGACGUAAGUUUAUAGGCAUUGAUGCUUUGAUGGAAGCUUAUAACACAAAUACGUUGAACUUGAUUCAUAGAAAAGACAAGAAUUCUAAAUAUUCUUCAUACGCGGCCAGAGGAGAUAUUUCCAAACAACCGCUUCAAGGUCCUCGCUUAUUUGAACCGGAUGGAAAACGAUACAGUAUAAAUGGUCAACAUGUGACCUAUGGACAGUGGAGUUUCCAUUACAGUAUGAGAGCCUCUACUGGGUUGCAAAUAUUUGAUGUAAAAUUUGAUGACGAACGUUUAGCAUAUGAAAUAAGUCUACAGGAAGUUCUUGUCAUGUAUACAGGAUACGGGCCUACUCAAUCAAACACGGACUAUUAUGAUGUGUCCUGGUUCCUGGGUGCAACAAAUAUGGAACUCAUCAGAGGAAUCGAUUGUCCAGAAACGGCCAUUUUUCUAGACACUUAUUUUUUCGCAAAUUCGGCUUCAGUACAAAAAUAUAAAAGCAAUGUUUGUGUUUUUGAAACUAAUGGGGCUAUACCUCUUCGCCGUCAUUAUUCUAAUAAUUUUGACGGCGGGUAUACAUUUUAUGGAGGAAUCGCAGAUUAUCACCUUGUUAUUAGAACAGUUGCAAAUGUUUGGAAUUACGACUAUAUAUUUGAUUACAUUUUUUACAAUAAUGGCGCUAUAGAAGUUAAAUCAUCGGCUACAGGUUAUGUGCAAGCUACAUUCCGCCUACCUGAAGAGGAGAAAUAUGGAGGAAUAAUUCAUGAACAAGUAAUGGCUGAUCUCCAUAGUCACAUAUUCACAUACAAGGUUGAUCUUGACAUUGCGGGUAUAGAAAACCGAUACACGACUCUUGAUGUCGGCCUUGAAACAGUCAAAGAUCCUUGGUUUGAAACUUAUAAUAGAACACAGAUGAAAAUAACUAAGCAUCUCAUUUCAAAGGAAACAAAAGAACAAACAUUUAAAGAUGGUGUUCCGCAAUACCUUCUCAUCCAUAAUAAAGAUGGGAAUAACAAGUUCGGAUCGUCGAGGACUUACAGGAUCCUUAACAAGGCGCCAAAUCCAUUUCUUGUCCGCGAUCUAGAGUUGGCAAACGCUUGUAAAUUUGCACGCUAUCCAGUAAUUGUGACAAAGAGGAAAGACACGGAACAAACUGCAUCCACUAUUUAUGCCCAGCACGAACCGUGGAACCCGGUGCUUGAUUUCAACGACUUCAUAAAUGACGAAAAUCUCAUUGAUGAAGAUCUCGUUGCCUGGGUCACUACUGGUACCCAUCAUAUCCCUGGAACUGAAGAUUUACCGUCCACACCAACUACAUGGAACCAGUUCUCAUUCUUUCUCACACCACAUGAUUUCUUUGAUGAAUCUCCUAGCGUACGUUCCUCAGACAACGUUGUGAUACGUCCAGACAGCAACGGAAAACCAGUUAUACAUACAUACGGACGGUUGUUUGAGUCAAAGUGUAUUCCACAAACAGUUGGACCGUAUACGUUUGAUGGGAGAAGAGGGUAGUGGUGUAGAACAAAUCAAAGUACUGAGAGGACUGAUGUGGGCAGCGGUUGACAGCUUUUAGUAAUGGGCAUGGACAGUUAGCUUAAGUUUGGUGAUUCUAGUUAAACUACUUUUGAUUAAUAAGCAUUUUCAACAUUUCUUUUACCAGAGCAAGGGGUAAAACUCUGCUUUUAUUCUGUCAAAGGGUAUAAAAUAAUAUAUGAACAAAGUUCAUGUGCUUAUUGAAUUUUGUGAGAGUUGGUUAAUUUUGCUCAAAAUCUUUUUUGAAUUAUAAGCAUUAUUUUAACAAAUCAAUGGGAAACACCCUGUUUUUACUGGAACAAGGGAAUAACAGUAAAUGUGAGCAAAGAUCAUGGACUAAUUGAUAAUUAUGUGAUGUUUGGAGAUUCUAGUUAUAACAAGAGCUUGUAGAACACUUGCAUGAAGUAACUGACAAGGAACAGAAAUUAUUUGGUCACUGGAUAUUUAACGUAUUGAUCUAAAAUCAAUAAUUAUGGGUCAUUCAUCAGUCUUUGAUGACCUCCGUAACAAAUGUGAUUUCAUACCAAAGCAUAAUCUAGUUUUCUGGCAAAAAAGUUCUAUUACAAGUG
This is a messenger RNA of Mercenaria mercenaria, 3184 nucleotides long. Its product is annotated as amiloride-sensitive amine oxidase [copper-containing]-like. The record is from RefSeq and is a predicted model, not a curated record. Lineage: Eukaryota; Metazoa; Mollusca; Bivalvia; Venerida; Veneridae. Gene Ontology annotation, molecular function: primary methylamine oxidase activity; quinone binding; copper ion binding. Gene Ontology annotation, cellular component: plasma membrane. Gene Ontology annotation, biological process: amine metabolic process. The transcript is spliced from 3 exons. The coding region runs from base 108 to 2594 and encodes 828 amino acids.